This is a messenger RNA of Coccidioides immitis RS, 1584 nucleotides long. Its product is annotated as TKL protein kinase. Gene Ontology annotation, biological process: peptidyl-serine phosphorylation; autophagy. The record is from RefSeq and is a predicted model, not a curated record. The transcript has 3 exons. Lineage: Eukaryota; Fungi; Ascomycota; Eurotiomycetes; Onygenales; Onygenaceae. Gene Ontology annotation, cellular component: cytoplasm. Gene Ontology annotation, molecular function: ATP binding; protein serine/threonine kinase activity. The coding region runs from base 1 to 888 and encodes 295 amino acids.
AUGAAUGGUGAUCCGCUUCUAAUUCAACCUGAGAGAGCCCUUGGUUUUAUUGCCCUGGGAUCAGCUGGGGCAAUUUUCCAAGACAGCAAUGGACAAGUCAUCAAAACAACUCUCAAGCACGAUGUCAAAGGAUGCAGCAAGCAGUCUAUCUCGGAAUUAUGCAUCGACCGCGAGAAAUCAAUUUAUAAAGCAUUACCGAAGCAUCCUCGCAUUCUUGACUGUCUCGAAACCAAAGAAAAGAGCCUCCAUUUUCCAUUUUGUCGACUCGGAAAUCUCCGUGAUUAUCUCCAGCACAAUGGAAUAGACAACAAUAUCCGGGACCAGUGGGUCAGAAAUGCUAUCGAUUCUAUCGCCGUGAUACAUGCCUAUGGUGUGAUCCAUGCCGACAUUAGCCCACGUAACUUUCUUGUGGCCGAUGACCUAUCGAUCAAGCUUUGCGACUUCGCCGGAUCCGCCAUUGGCGACUUGCAGCCCUUAGUUGAGGAAGAAGAUCGGUACCGAAUUUCGCCGCUGUCGCCACGGAAUUUCAAGACUUAUUUGUUUGCUCUAGGCUGCUUGAUCUAUGAAAUUUCCACUGGAAUUCGCCCAUAUCACGAGAUCGAUACUGAAGAAAUCGAAAAGCUUUAUAAGGCACAUAUAUUUCCGAAACUUGACGGUCUUAAAUACCAGAAUAUCAUCUACAAAUGUUGGACAUCCCAAUACGAAGGCGUGGACGAACUCCAGGGUGACUACAGUCAUUGCACUUAUCAGGCAAAUGAUGGAGGAAAUCUUGCAGCACUAUGGAAGUACAUAAGGUCAAGUCUGUUUGAAAAUCAACACAUUACAAUGCUGCUAGGUACUAUUGGUGUUAGUUUUGCUUGGAUAUGGAUCAAUCGGAAGCGAAACUAGCAAGGAAUUUUCUAUGCAUUUCAUACAUGCAAAUUCGCGCCAGCCGCCCUAUAACACCUACAUCUUGAUGAUAAGCUUGUGAUAUCGUUGUACAGCAGGUCUGAUGUGCUUUGGGAAUUUCCAGAAUUUGAGGCUGCUUUCUACCACACCAAUUGGUCUCGUGGCCACUUUUCUUCAGAAGCUGGAAUGCUUUGAAGGGAUUCUGUUCUUGACGACAAAUCAGCCUGAUGGUCUGGAUGCGGCCAUCCUGAACCAAGUCCAUCUAUCGCUAAUAUAUAGUGACCUCAACCAUGAUGCAAGAAAAGAGAUCUUUCAACAGUUCCUACAGAAAGACAUUAGCAUAAAAGUCAAUGUUAAUGAUCAGCAACUGACUGCUCUGGCACAAGUAAUUCUCAAUGGAUAGCAGAUCAAAAAUAUCAUGUCUAUCACUUGCACAAUAGCAGCAAAAGAUGGUGAACUGAGAUUUGACCAUGUCCAAUCAGCAUUGGCCAUGAAUGGAUGUUGUGUGCUGGACCUAGGACUGGCUUAUAAGUGGAAUAAAUUGUAUGAGUGAGCUGUUAAUGCCUUCUCCUCAGGUAAAUAUGCUUGGAUGCGCCGGAGUGGUGUUUGGGGAGAAUUCUGCUAAAUAGCAGGCAAUUACUGCUGGGAGCUUUCCUCUAUUCAAAUUUUGAGAUAAGAAAUUCAACUGGGGGCUAA